Molecule: messenger RNA, 876 nt
Organism: Brassica oleracea var. oleracea
Lineage: Eukaryota; Viridiplantae; Streptophyta; Magnoliopsida; Brassicales; Brassicaceae
Exons: 1
Coding region: 1-876 (291 amino acids)
Source: RefSeq, a predicted model, not a curated record
AUGACGAUUGACGAUGGAAAGAACAUACAAGACUCGAUCGAUACGGACGUCAUCUCUUUUAGGGGUAGAGAAACGGUCAACCAGACCAAACCUCCUUACGACCUCCUUGUCAUCGAGUUGACGAUUCAGAACACCGACGUCGCGAGAAUCCUAAUCGAUACUGGAAGCUCGGCUAAUAUUAUUUUCAAAAACACCCUCGAAAGGAUGAAGAUUGACCCGUCCGAAAUUGCGGAAAACCCUAGCCCGCUAGUUGGACUCUCAGCGGAGACAACUUUGGCUCCCGGGUCAGUUAACCUCGUAGUCAAUGCUGGAACUAUGGAAAAAAUCGCGGAGUUCCUAGUUGUCGAUAGACCUGCGUCAUACAACGUAAUCAUGGGCACACUAUGGUUGAAUCUUAUGCAUGCAAUUCCAUCAACGUACCAUCUUUGCCUCAAAUUCUCAACCCCUCGCAGAAUCAAAACAAUCUGGAGAAACCCGAGGGUAUCACAAGUCUGCUUCGCCGCAAAACUAAAACGGAAAAAAUCAGAUUCCGAGACCACUCCUAGGAAAAAGUUGGCCUCCGACAAAAAAGCCCAAGAACAAGAUUCGGUAGGACUCUUCUGGCAAUUGCGGAAAGCCGAAAUUCUAGAAGAAAAGCGCGAGGCAACCUGCGAACCCGUGGUAUCAGUAUGUCUAGACGAAGCAUUCCCCAAACGAUGCGUCAAAAUCGGAGCUAACCUCCAUGAACCUUUAAAGACUAAGCUCAUAACUUGUCUAAAAAAGAAUCUCCACACGUUUGCCUGGGCUGCCGAAGACAUGCCGGGGAUUGACAUCAACAUAACCUGCCACGAGCUGAAUAUCGACCCAACCUUCAAACCAGUCAAACAUAAAAGAUGA